Messenger RNA from Helianthus annuus (common sunflower), 360 nucleotides. Its product is annotated as extensin-like. The record is from RefSeq and is a predicted model, not a curated record. The transcript has a single exon. Lineage: Eukaryota; Viridiplantae; Streptophyta; Magnoliopsida; Asterales; Asteraceae. The coding region runs from base 1 to 360 and encodes 119 amino acids.
AUGGAUCAAUACUAUCAGCCGCCGGCUACAUACGCCAUGCCGCCGCUAUACUCGGCGGCACUAACUGCAGCAUUGUCCACGCCACCCCAUCAGCCAGUAAUCAUGCCUGCUGGAGUUAUGAAUGCCCCGGUCACACCUGGAAACCAAGCUUACUUUCCAGGAUAUUACUAUACUCCUCCUUAUGGGUACAUGCCUCCAUACAACAACCAAACGUAUUCACCUCAGAUGACAGCACAGAGCUAUGCCCAGCAGCCAUACGCGGCUUACAUGCCGCCUUGGUUGACUUUCCCGGCACCACAACCAACUUACGGUCAAUUCCCACCUACGGCGGAGCCUGUUUACGACAGAGGAAACCCAUAA